AAUGCCUAGAUUGCCUGGGAACCUUCAGGAACUAGCAUCCUUAUUUGAUAAUGGGCAUCUUCAAAGAUUCAAUUGUUGUGACAUUACGAUAUUUAGGAGCUGUAUUCGUGACCUUGAUGGUAAAACUAGCCUGAUAUUUGCAUGUCCAGUUUUGUCACAAAGUUUUUGUGGUACUGGAAUUGAGGAGCUUCAUGUAGACGCUACUUUUAAAGUGGUUCCAGUAAACAUGGGCUAUCAAUUAUUGAGCGUACAUGCUAUGAUACAAAAUUAUUCAAUACCAAUUAUAUUCGCACUAAUGGAAUCAAAGUCUAGGAAUUCAUAUGACAGUGUAUUUCGAUAUGUUAAAGAUAAUCUUUUAGCAAACAUUUCUCCAAGGAUUAUCAUAAGUGAUUAUGAAUCUACACUUAGAGAUGUUCUACAAUCAUAUUUCCCUGAAGCUCGAACAUCUGGUUGUUGGUUCCACCAUAAUCAAGCAGUUUUUAAAAAUAUGAAAAGUAAAGGAUACUAUAGGCUUGUAAAUACUAAUCAAUUUGCACUGCAAAGCUUAAACCUUUUAUUUGGCCUUCCACUGCUUCCAUAUCAGGAUAUAGAAAGAGCAUUUCAAUUAAUUAAAAUGUAUGCAAUCAACCAUGGAGUAGCGAUGCAUAAUUUAUUUGACUAUUAUGAGAGGAACUUCAUAAAUUAAUGAAUUAAACAGAUUGCCUGUUUAAACUAUUUGAAAAAAUAUCCAUCGAGCUCUCAUAAUAUGGUAUGUAAUAUGGUAAUUUGUUAAUGUAUCUGCAUCUUAUUUUUAAGCUCCAAAUUAUAUAGUUCUGAAGCGUACUGAAUGGUCCACAAUGUUCGAAAGUUUACUUUCUUAAAAACAAAUUACGCGUUCAUCCUGGAGUGAUCAUACGACAUACGUUUUAAUUAUUAUUUAAUUCAACUCUGUGAAGGUACUAAAUGUUUUAAAAAAAGUUGUUUUUUUAAAUAUCCAAUGAUUAUAAAAAUUCGUCAAGUAUUUAACAGCUUUACUGUAAUGGAUGUGUUAAA
Messenger RNA from Metopolophium dirhodum (rose-grain aphid), 1032 nucleotides. RefSeq lists its product as uncharacterized. The transcript is spliced from 4 exons. The record is from RefSeq and is a predicted model, not a curated record. NCBI's taxonomy places the organism in Eukaryota, Metazoa, Arthropoda, Insecta, Hemiptera, Aphididae. Bases 2 to 685 code for a protein of 227 amino acids.